AUGACUAGGGAUGAAACAACAUUUGACGAUCAACCGGUUGCCGCAUUUCCAAUCUCAGGAGCUGGCAGGAAGACCAAUUAUACUCUAGUCGAACGUGGGCACGACCAUCAUGAAGGUGACACGCCAAUCAAAAACUUACUCGGCCAUGGAAUGGGCUUAGGUAUUCUCGGAGACUCAAAUGAAGAAGAUGACGAUGCAGAAUUUACCGGAGGCUGGGCAACGUACUUUACCCAAAAUCAAAUCGCAGGAGCAUGCGGAAAGGUCCACCAAGAUACCGAUGUGAUCGUGGCUCUGGAUUAUCGGCGGUAUGGCGCGUUGAACAAAGUGUCGAAGUAUUGUGGCAAGAAAGUCAGGAUUACGAGCGGGGACAAAACGAUUGAAGCGACAGUCGCGGAUGCCUGUCCGACUUGCUUGAACCACAACUGCCUGGAUCUGAGUGAAGGAGCAUUCAAAAAGUUGGGCGUCACCGUUCAAGAAGGCAUGAAGCCAAUAACAUGGAAGUUCAUUGAUUGA
Molecule: messenger RNA, 513 nt
Organism: Puccinia graminis f. sp. tritici CRL 75-36-700-3
Lineage: Eukaryota; Fungi; Basidiomycota; Pucciniomycetes; Pucciniales; Pucciniaceae
Exons: 2
Coding region: 1-513 (170 amino acids)
Source: RefSeq, a predicted model, not a curated record